This is a messenger RNA of Closterium sp. Naga37s-1, 3159 nucleotides long. The record is from the annotation of a GenBank genome assembly. NCBI's taxonomy places the organism in Eukaryota, Viridiplantae, Streptophyta, Zygnematophyceae, Desmidiales, Closteriaceae.
AUGGCCGUCGAGCGGCGCGUUACAGAUGUCAACGCAGUCCGUCGCGGGGCACAGCACGCGCUGCCCCACCGCGCGCAGGCUCGUCAUCCGCUCCCCCGCCCCGCCCCGCGCUGCGCUGAUGGGCUGCUCCUCUCACAAACUGCGGGAAACGUACGCGAGCAGGGAGCGGGAGCGGGGAGCAGGAAGGGCAGUGUGAUUCUGGUCAGGGUGGCGGCGGUAAGCCUUAAGCAGCGCGGCGCGAGGGGUGUGGGGGGAUACACAGGCCAGAAAUCACAGCGGGGACACGCGCGGCGGGGACACGCGCGGCGGGGUGGCUCUACCCGCCCCCGAGGGGUCCUCGCGUGCGCUAGGCAGAGAGGCGAGGCGGAGAGGCGAGGCGGAGAGGCGAGGCGGAGUGGCGAGGCGGAGAGGCGAGGCGGAGAGGCGAGGCGGAGAGGCGAGGCGGAGAGGCGAGGCGGAGAGGCGAGGCGGAGAGGCGAGGCGGAGAGGCGAGGCGGAGAGGCGAGGCGGAGAGGCGAGGCGGAGAGGCGAGGCGGAGAGGCGAGGCGGAGAGGCGAGGCGGACGAGGCGGGCACGCGACUCACAAGUCAACGAGGUGCGACAACCGCGGCGGGGCAGGCGUGUGGCGUCGAGACACCCGCACGAGCAGCGCUGGCAGUCGCCGGCGCUCCUUGGGUGCUCGCGAGGCGUAGUCCGCGCUCCGCGCACUGCCGUGCGCGCUUCCACAAGGGCUCAAGCGUCACGCUACCUCACCUCAAACCCAUGUUCUUCCGCCUCUCCACGCCGUUCCGACUCUCCACGUCCCUCCGCCUAUCCGCGGCCUUCCGCCUCGCCGCGCCGGUCGCCCACAUGCUUCUCCGCGCGCCUCUCCAUCGCUCCCGCAGCGCUCUCAUUCCGUCUCUCUCUCCCUCGUCGCCCGCCGCAUCGCACGGCCCCGUCGCGCGCUGUUCGCAGCGGAGCCUCGCGACCACUGCGACGGGCCACUCCGCUGCGGCGAGCAGCAGACGUCGCGCGGCCGCGUGCGCCUUGCGGACGGCGCGUGCAACCUGUCCCCUCUACGAUUGCGGCCUUGCGCCGCUCCCUGCCCCCGACGCGACCGCGUCCCUUGCGCCUCUUGCGCUCUCUCCACGCCGCGUCGCACGGACGCUCUCAGCGGCGGGGACAGGCGGCGAGGGGGUCGUGAGGGGAAAUGGCGGGGCGCGGGAAGGCAGUGCGGCGAUGCUCGCUUCGGGAGCAUGGGGGGAAUCGCAUAAGGGGCAACGGGGUUUCGGCGGAGGCGCACUCCCGCGCGCGACCACGGCGGAGGGCGCCGUGCUGCGCGGGGAGGAGGCGGGCGGGGCCAGCGGGAUGGGGACCGUGAGGGGCAUGGGCGCGCCUGGCGCAACCGGGGCGAGGGGAGGGGCGGAUGAACCAGCAAGGCAGGGGGUCGUGGCGCAGGCGAGGUGGGGCGGCGUGGAGGGGGCGGCGGCGGGGGGCCGCGCGGUGGUGCUGUGGGAUCUGGACAACGUGCAGCCGGAGCGCAUGGAGCCGUUCGACGCCGCCACGCGCCUCACCGACCUCGCCGCCAGCUUCGGGUCGCCCGUGGACGUGCUGGCGUACGCCAACCGCCACGCCUUCGACCACGUCCCCGCCUGGGUGCGCGAGCAGCGCCGCGAGCGGCGUGAGGCGGAGCGCAUGGCGGCACGCGGAGAGUCGGAGGAGCGGGAGGUGCGGUGCGAGCUGUGCGGGCGGCGGUGCAGCGGGGCGGCGGCACUGAGGAAGCACUUUGUGUCGCUGCACCAGAGGGAGCAUGAGAAGCGCAUGCAGCAUCUCAACCACGCCUCCCCCAAGUGCGCGCUCGCCCACUCCCUCCCCUCCACCCCCCGUGCUCACACCUGCGCACACCUCGUGUCCCUCGCCCAUGUCCGCCCCAAUUCCCUCAUCGCCUUUCCUCCGCCCUCUGCACCGCUGAGAUCCCCUAGGCCCCACCGUGCCACAGCCCUCUCUUGCCCUUUGCCCCUCGCCCCAUCACACCCCUGCCAUUACCUCACGUCUGUGCUGCUGCCCGCCCCCCCCAUGCCGUGCGUGCAGGCGGAAGCGGCGGCUGAGGGAGGAGUAUCGGGGCAAGCAGCAGCGGCGGCGGACGAGGCGUUGAAGAGGGACUUGGCGGCGGCGGUGCGCAGCGGGCAGGUGGGCGCCGUGCUGCUCGUGUCGGACGACCGCGGCUACUCGCGCGCCCUCGGUGCCGCCGCUGCUGCCGGCCUCACCACCGUCGCUGUCGGCAUCAACGGGUCGCUGCAGCCCUCUUCCCCAUCCCUACCUCCCUGCCCCACUACACCACAUCCACUCUAUCACUGCUCAUUGCUGCUCUCCGUCCGCUGCCUCGCUGCGUCGCCUGCUGCACCACCCCACACCAUUCUGCACCGCACCCUCGCUCCCCUUCUGCGGCUUCCACGCAUCCCCGCAUGCGCGCCCACUUCUCGGUAUCCAUGCCCCGACCCGCCCUGCCCCAUUCCCCCUCGCGUGCAUGUGCCAUGCCCUCAGCCGGCGGUGCACCGGUGGUUCUGGUGGGGCGAUGUGCUCUCCGGCCGGGCCGUGGCGCUCGCCCGGGGGGAGGCAGAGGGGGUGGCGGGGUGGGGGGGAGGGGACGGGUGGCACGAGGCAGAGGAAGGGAGCAUGGUGGGGGGCCAGGCAUGGGGCGAUGAGGAGAGUGGAGCGGCGGUAAGGGAGAGGGGAGAAGGAGGGAGUGGGGUUAGCAGUGGGGCGACUGGAGCGCUGCUUGAAGUGGAGGAGGUGGGGCGACGGGGGGUGGCGAUGGAGGGGCAGGAGGACAGGUGGUCGCAUGGUGAUGUGGAUACGGGGCAGGGUGAGGGGAGGUACGGGGUGAGAGGGGUGGGUGGUGGUGUGGAGGAUGAGGGAGGGGAGUGGGACGAUGGGGAGGAGUGGAUGGAGGAGGAGUGGGAUGAGGAUGAGUGGGAGAGCGAGGAGGAGGAGGAUGACAGAGAUGAUAGUGAUGAGGUGAGUCGGUGCUGGGAAGAAGGGCUUUUCUCAUCGGGUGUUUGGAGGCACUGGCAAGGUGGCACGGCCACACGCUGCCCCGUGACACCACCACUAUCCCACUGCAAGGCACAGGCGGGCGCUGCGAGGCCAUUGCAGGAGGCAUGCAUGCAGGCGGUGUAG